This is a messenger RNA of Cynara cardunculus var. scolymus (artichoke), 1850 nucleotides long. RefSeq names its product acetolactate synthase small subunit 1, chloroplastic. The record is from RefSeq and is a predicted model, not a curated record. NCBI's taxonomy places the organism in Eukaryota, Viridiplantae, Streptophyta, Magnoliopsida, Asterales, Asteraceae. Gene Ontology annotation, cellular component: cytosol. The transcript is spliced from 12 exons. Bases 3 to 1520 code for a protein of 505 amino acids. Gene Ontology annotation, biological process: L-valine biosynthetic process. Gene Ontology annotation, molecular function: acetolactate synthase activity; acetolactate synthase regulator activity.
ACAUGAUGUCAACCUAUGGCUGCUGUCCCCUCCGCCGCAUCUAUGUCCUCUUAUUACCACAACUUCCAAAACCUUCAAUGACCACAACGGUUAUGGCCUUCUCCCUCUCCUCACCAAAACUAAACUUCUGUAACCAAACCCCAGCAACACUUGUACAUUUUAAAUCAUCCAAUCGAAAAUACGCAGCCUCUUUUAAUUUCAAAGUCGUCAAUGCUAUCUCCAGCACCGGAAACUCUGGAACUCCGGCGGUAUUGCCAUUUACUCCGGCGGAUAAUGGAACUCCCCUGCCACUUAAUCCCAAGGUUAAGUCUCAUACAAUCUCAGUGUUUGUUGGAGAUGAAAGUGGUAUUAUCAACCGAAUUACAGGGGUUUUUGCUAGAAGAGGUUACAAUAUUGAGUCCCUUGCUGUUGGUUUAAAUAAAGAUAAAGCUUUGUUUACCAUUGUUGUCUCUGGAACUGAGAAGGUCUUGCAACAAGUUGUGGAGCAGCUUAACAAGCUUGUUAAUGUCCUAAAGGUGGAAGAUCUUUCCAGGGAACCACAAGUAGAAAGGGAAUUAAUGCUCGUGAAGCUUAAUGUUGAUCCAGGCAAAAGAGCCGAGAUUAUGUGGCUAGUAGACGUCUUUAGAGCCAACGUCGUGGAUGCAUCAGCAGACUCGUUGACCAUAGAGGUUACUGGGGAUCCUGGGAAGAUGGCUGCCGUUCAGAGAAAUUUAGCCAAGUUUGGAAUCAAAGAGCUCACAAGAACAGGAAAGAUUGCUCUAAGAAGGGAAAAACUGGGUGAAACUGCUCCAUUUUGGAACUUUUCUGCAGCUUCUUAUCCAGAUCUGGAAUCCCCGACUCCUACGUCUACUGUUUCAAGAAUUACUCACACGGUUGCUGAGAAUCUUACUGCAUCGUCAGGGGGUGACGUUUAUCCUGUGGAGUACUACAAUGGCUUUGAAAUGAAUCAAGUUCUUGACCCCCAUUGGGGUGUGCUCUAUGACGAAGAUUCAACUGGUCAUCAGUCUCACACUUUGAACAUUCUUGUCAAUAAUGCUCCUGGAGUUCUCAAUCUGGUCACCGGAGUUAUAUCCAGAAGGGGUUACAACAUUCAGAGUCUGGCCGCAGGUCCUGCAGAAAUGGAGGGUCUAUCUCGCAUUACAACCGUGAUUCCUGGCACAGAUGAAUCUAUCCGCAAGUUGGUCAAGCAGUUCUGCAAAUUGGUGGAUGUUCAUGAGGUCAAAGAUAUCACCUACCUGCCAUUUUCAGAACGCGAGCUAAUGUUGAUUAAAGUAGCUGUAAAUUCUGCUGCUCGAAGAGAUGUUCUGGAUAUUGCCAGCAUCUUUCGAGCCAAGCCUGUUGAUGUUUCUGAUCAUACAAUUACAUUAGAGCUGACAGGAGACUUUAACAAGAUGUUUGCACUUCAAAGAUUAUUGGGGUCGUAUGGAAUUUGUGAGGUGGCAAGAACGGGUCGGGUGGCAUUGGUGCGAGAGUCAGGGGUCGAUUCUACAUAUCUACGUGGGUACUCUCUUCCGUUGUAGUACGUGCUGUAUGUUGUAACACUUCUUAGCGGAUCUGCAUUAUAAUCACUGCAAUUUCGCCAUCUAUAAACGAUGUUCCUUGCAUCCUCCAUGAUCCCUCAUUUAAAGUCCACUGGCUUUUCCAACCGGUACAGGAUCUUGUAUACGAGUGAUCGGGAUUUGUUGCGUGUACUUUUACCACUCAAAAGAAGGAAUAAAAAAAAAAAGGAAUGCCUAUUGUUUCUUUUGAAAUAGACGUUAAGUCUGUUCAUAUCUUAUUUUGCAUACUCUACUUUUGAGUGAGAUAUACUGGAUUGGUUUACUGUAUUUCCUCGCUGUAUUUCCAGCGGU